Molecule: messenger RNA, 3213 nt
Organism: Schizosaccharomyces octosporus yFS286
Lineage: Eukaryota; Fungi; Ascomycota; Schizosaccharomycetes; Schizosaccharomycetales; Schizosaccharomycetaceae
Product: ATP-dependent RNA helicase Prp11
Exons: 1
Coding region: 1-3030 (1009 amino acids)
Biological process (GO): mRNA splicing, via spliceosome
Cellular component (GO): nucleus
Molecular function (GO): nucleic acid binding; ATP binding; RNA helicase activity
Source: RefSeq, a predicted model, not a curated record
AUGUCAAGAGAUACUCGAUCACGGUCGCCGCCAAGACGACCAUCUCAUAGAGACCGACACAAUUAUAAAAGUUCAAAAUAUUACGAUCGCUACGACGAUCGUCGAAAUUCCUCUUACAGUCACCAAAGUAGACCAGAUUAUUACAGAUCCCACAGCUCACGUAGGAAUCACAGAGAGGAUAGCUGGAAACAUGAUCGAUAUAAGUACGAUGAUGUUGAUGAAAGAAAACAUGACAUUUUGUCACCUAAUAGAAGCUCUCUUUCGUCACGGUACAAUGCACCUCUGAUAUCUGAAGAUUCUUCUCGUGGACGAAGCUCUGGGAUUGCCCACGAAAGGAAUUUUGAGGAAAACAAAGAACAGACACGUCCUGUAAGAAGAUCUCGGUUUGACCAGCCAGCCAAAAUAGAACGCCCACCGCCUCCUCCUUCAGCCAGCUUAAAUGAAGGAUCUAAAGGUGAUGUUGAUGCUGGAAUUAGGCUACAUAACACCGAAGAAAUUAGAAAUCCUAAAGAUAAACAUGAGACUACUCCUACAAAUCCGCCUCUUGACCCCAAAAUUCAAGCACGCUUAGAAAAAGUGCGUGCUUGGAAGGAAUCGAAAGCUGCACAAUCAGCUAGUAAGGCAGAUGCAUCUACUGAUAUUAAGCCCACUAAAAAUUUAAUACAUGAUGAUAAGAAUGCUAUGCCUUCUGGAGGAAUCUCAGGUUUCGAAUUAGGACGCUUUAACGACAACAACAAAGAAGUGAAAAGAAUGAAUCGUGUCCAUAUGGAUGACGAGGAUGCUCCACGACGAUUAAAUUUACAGGAUUACGAAGACUUCUGGGACAAAGAAGAUCGUGAAGGCGUUCAGGAUAACUCGAACGCGAAUGCCAUGGAUGAAGAUGGGGUAGACCCAUUAGACGCUUAUAUGGAAUCCCUCGUUGGGACUGUCGACACUGUUCGACCAGGUUUGUUGAAUACUGAAGUAAUUGACUCUCAUGCGAACGAAGAAGAUCGUAUAACUCAAUCAGAAACUUUGGAAGAAGAGGAAAACUUACUGGCUCUUGCUGCUAAACGUUCUAAGAAGAAAGAUGUGAUAUCUGUUGACCAUUCUAAAAUGAACUAUGAAGAUUUUCGAAAAGACUUUUAUGUGGAACCUGAAGAACUGAAACACCUUACUCCUAGAGAAGUCGACGAGCUACGUGCGUCCUUGGAAGGCAUCAAAGUUCGCGGCGUAGAUUGUCCUAAGCCUGUCACUAGUUGGAGUCAAUGUGGAUUGUCAGCUCAAACCAUGGAAGUAAUUCGUAAUUUAGGUUAUGGAAAUCCAACAUCGAUUCAAUGUCAGGCCAUUCCAGCUAUCUCUUCCGGAAGAGAUGUUAUUGGAGUAGCCAAGACAGGUAGUGGCAAGACCAUUGCUUUCCUUCUUCCAAUGUUUCGACAUAUCCGUGAUCAGAGACCUUUGAGAAAUGGUGAAGGUCCUAUUGCCAUCCUCAUGACUCCAACACGUGAAUUGGCUGUUCAGAUUCAUCGAGAAUGUAAACCUUUUGCAAAAGCGUUGAAUUUGAGAGCCGUUUGUGCUUAUGGAGGUGCACCCAUUAAAGAUCAAAUUGCAGAAUUAAAACGAGGAGCAGAGAUUGUUGUGUGCACCCCUGGAAGAAUGAUUGAUGUUUUAAGUGCCAACCAGGGACGAGUGAGCAAUUUACAUCGCUGUACUUAUUUGGUAUUGGACGAAGCGGAUCGUAUGUUUGACCUCGGAUUUGAGCCACAGGUAAUGCGAAUUAUUAAUAAUGUUCGUCCAAGUCGACAAACAGUAUUGUUUUCCGCUACCUUCCCAAGAGCCAUGGAAGCUUUAGCCAGAAAAGUAUUGAAGAAGCCAAUAGAAAUUACAGUUGGAGGAAGAUCCGUUGUUGCGUCUGAGGUUGAACAGAUAGUUGAAAUUCGCUCUGAAGGAUCAAAGUUUAUGCGCCUUUUGGAACUUCUUGGUGAACUAUAUAAUACGAAGGCUGAUGUGAGAACCUUGGUAUUUGUUGAUAGACAAGAAGCUGCAGAUGCUUUAUUCUCUGACUUAAUGAAACGUGGCUAUAGUAGCUGUUCAAUUCAUGGCGGUAAAGAUCAAAACGAUCGUGAUUCUACGAUUAGUGAUUACAAAGCUGGUGUUUUUGAUGUUUUAAUAGCCACUAGUGUAGCCGCUCGUGGAUUAGAUGUGAAAUCAUUGCAGCUUGUUGUAAAUUACGACUGCCCUAAUCAUAUGGAGGAUUAUGUACAUCGGGUCGGUAGAACAGGUCGUGCUGGUCAUACUGGUGUUGCCGUAACCUUCAUUACUCCAGAGCAAGAUAAGUAUGCUGUUGAUAUAACAAAAGCUCUGACUUUAAGUAAGCAACAUGUUCCAGAUGAGUUGCGGAAGCUGGCAGACCAAUUUCUUGAUAAAGUUAAAGCCGGUAAAGAAAAGGCUGCCGGUGGUGGCUACGGAGGUAAAGGUUUGUCCCGCCUGGACGAAACAAGAAAUGCUGAGCGUAAAAUGCAACGAAAAGCCUAUGGUGAAGAUUACGAAGAAGAUGAAGAACAAACUGAAGAUAUUCAAACUCCUUCGGUGAAUAUACCCCCUGAAAAGUCUACUGGUGAUUUCACACUUGACAGAGUUAGAGCAGCAAUCGGCGGUAUAACAGCUCGAGCAUUGAGUGGCCAAAGUGCGCAAGCGAAUAAGUUGUCACAGCCAAUUUCCAUCAUUAAAAGUGAUACCGACGAAUUUAAAGCAAAGGUGGAAAUUAAUGACUAUCCUCAACAAGCAAGAUGGGCAGUUACGAAUAACGCUAAUAUUGUACAUGUUACAGAAUUGACUGGCACGAGUAUAACAACGAGGGGUAAUUUUUACCUUCCCGGAAAGAACCCAGAACCAGGCGAAGAGAAAUUAUAUCUUUGGAUUGAAGGACCGUCUGAACUGGUUGUUAGUCAAGCUGUCACUGAGCUUAAACGCUUGCUUUUGGAGGGUGUAGAGCACAGUCUCGAAGGAUCAAGCAGAGCAGUUCCUACCGGCCGUUAUAAGGUUGUGUAAUUUACUUAUAUUUAUUUUUUGUAUAGUAGUAGUAGUAGUGUUCUGAUUUCGUAUAAAUAAAAAGGGAAGGUUCUUGAGCACACAUUCACACGGAAUUUUAAGAUAUACUCAUUUUUAAUAACGGGAUUUAAUAGCUUAAUAAUUACUCAGCACUAUUGUUUUCUAAGUUAAUUUAUUAAUUCG